Messenger RNA from Salvia hispanica, 3187 nucleotides. It is a transcript of the gene DOT2, whose product is annotated as SART-1 family. Gene Ontology annotation, biological process: mRNA cis splicing, via spliceosome; maturation of 5S rRNA. Lineage: Eukaryota; Viridiplantae; Streptophyta; Magnoliopsida; Lamiales; Lamiaceae. Gene Ontology annotation, cellular component: U4/U6 x U5 tri-snRNP complex. The record is from RefSeq and is a predicted model, not a curated record.
UCUCUCUUCAUUCAUCAUCUUCUUUUCCCGUCGCUCGCUCUCUCGUCUCCAGUUGAAUUUGAAGAUAUUUUGUGAACACUGCAUUCGAUCUGAAGGCAAUCAUCAUUAAUCUUGUAAGUCAUGGGGGUGGAUUUAACUGAUCCCACGCACCGCAGAAGUGUUGAAAGACGUGAUGGAGGUGACAAUAUGAGGGAGAGAUGGACAGGAGACUAUGGUGGUAUGGGGGAAAAUGAAUCUGACGAAGCACUAGAGUCUGGCAAGAACCGUGGCAAAGAGAAGAGCAAAAGCAGUGGCCGUAGGGAGGAGAAAGAUCACAGGAGUAGGGAUCGAGAAAGGUCAAAGGUCCUGGACAAUAGUAAGGAAAAUAAAGAAUCUGAGAAAGAUCGAUCAUCCACUAGGGAUAGGAGGAAAGAGGACAGGGAUGAGAGGGAGAAAGAUAAAAUUCGUGAUAAGGGCCGAGAGCAGGAUACUGAACGAGACAAGCACAAAGAAAAAGAGAAAGACAAAGAGCGAAGGGACCGUAUAAAGGAAAAGGAACGGGAACGUGAAAGGGAAAAGGAAGCGGAGAAGGACGCCGAAAGAGGACGGGAUAAAGAAAAAGUAAAAGAGAAGAGCCGAGAUAAGGAUAGAGACAAGGAGAAGGAAAAAGAUAGAUCAAAGGAUAAGGAGCGAGAAAAGCACAAAGAUAGGGAGAGGGAAAGGGAAUUUGCUAGACAUAGAGGUAAAGAUACAGCUGAGAGAGAGAAGGGGAAGGAGAGAGACAGAGAGAAGGAAAAGCUGGCAGAGCAAGAGAAGGAUAGGGCAAGUGACAGAGAUAAAAGUAGUCGAAAACAGAAGGACGAGAGCAAGGAUGGCCAAUCUAGAUUUGAGAAUGAUUAUAGUCACAAUCAAACUAGUAAGCACCAAGUUGAUAACUCUGAUGCCAAGAGUGGUGCCAAAAGUCUUGACCAAACUGAGAAGGCUGAUAAUCGUGAAUCAACAUCUAAGUUAGAGCAGCGUAUUUCUAAAAUGAAAGAAGAAAGGUUGAUGAAGACGUCUGAAGGUGCUUCUGAUAUUUUGUCUUGGGUUAAUAAGAGCAGGAAGAUUGAAGAGAAAAGGAAUACUGAGAAGGAGAAAGCAUUGCAGCUUUCAAGAAUUUUUGAGGAGCAGGAUAAUAUGAAUGAUGAAGGAAGUGAUGAUGAAUCAGGAACUCAAGACAUAGCACAACACUUGGGUGGAGUCAAAGUUCUCCAUGGACUGGACAAAGUACUUGAAGGGGGUGCAGUUGUGCUAACUCUCAAAGAUCAAAGCAUACUCGCUGAUGGAGACAUCAAUGAAGAGGUUGAUAUGCUUGAAAAUGUGGAGAUUGGAGAGCAAAAGCGAAGGGACGAGGCUUAUAGAGAUUCAAAGAAAAAAGUUGGUGUUUAUGAUGACAAGUUCAAUGAUGAAGUGGGUGUAGAGAAAAAAAUGCUUCCACAAUAUGAUGAUCCUAUCGCUGAUGAGGGGUUAACUCUUGAUUCGAGUGGAAGGUUUUCUGGUGAAGCUGAAAGGAAAUUGGAAGAGCUCCGAAGAAGAAUUCAAGGAGUGUCUGCAAGCAAUCAUGGUGAAGAUCUGAAUCCAAUUGGGAAGACAUCAACAGAUUAUUAUACCCAAGAAGAAAUGGCCAAAUUUAAGAAGCCAAAGAAAAAGAAGUCUUUGAGGAAGAAGGAUAAGCUGGACAUAAAUGCCCUUGAAGCUGAGGCUAUAGCUUCUGGACUGGGUGUUGAGGAUCUUGGUUCUAGGAAAGAUGGGAGACGACAGAUUCGUAAGGAGGAAGAGGAUAGAAUUGAGGCUGAAACGAGGAGCAAUGCUUACCAAUCAGCAUUAGCUAAAGCAGAUGAGGCAUCUAAGUCUCUCCGGCAAGAGCAAGGGGUUACCAUGCAGACAGAGGAAGAAGAUGCACCUGCUUUUGGUGAUGAUGAUGAUGAACUCCGGAAAUCAUUGGAAAGAGCGAGAAAAAUAGCCUUGCAAAAACAAAAUGGAACAGAAAAAUCUGGCUCCGUGGUUAUUAAGCUCCUAGCCUCUCGUGAUGCCAAUGUGUCAGCUUCUGACAAUCCAAAUGAAAGUUCUGGGGAUCAACCAGAGAAUAAGGUUACCUUCACAGAGAUGGACGAGUUUGUUUGGAGCCUACAACUUAAUGAAGAAGAGAAAAAACCUGCAAGUGAAGAUGCCGUCUUCAUGGAGGAAGAUGUGGCACCCAGCACAUCUGAUCAUGAAAUGAUGGAUGAAGAUGGUGGCUUGACUGAUGUACAAGAGCCCACUCCAGAUGAGACCCACACAGAGGAAAAAGAAGAGGAGGUGGCUCCAGAUGAGACAAUUCAUGAACAGGCAGUUGGUAAGGGUCUAGGAGGUGCGCUUCAACUUUUGAAAAAUCGUGGGACUCUCAAGGAAACUAUUGAAUGGGGUGGGCGAAACAUGGAUAAGAAGAAAAGCAAACUUGUUGGCAUAGUAGGUGGAGAUGGAACUAAGGAUAUAAAUAUUGAGCGAUUAGAUGAAUAUGGCCGGAUUUUGACACCAAAAGAAGCUUUUCGUCUACUCUCGCACAAGUUCCACGGGAAAGGCCCUGGAAAGAUGAAACAAGAAAAGCGAAUGCGGCAGUAUCAGGAAGAGUUGAAAAUAAAGCAGAUGAAAAAUGCUGAUACACCAUCACUUUCAGUUUCAAGAAUGAGGGAAGCUCAAGCUCAGCUUAAAGCUCCUUAUCUUGUCUUAAGCGGCAAUGUCAAACCAGGGCAAAGUAGCGAUCCACGGAGUGGUUAUGCAACUGUAGAGACAGACCUGGGUGGGGGCUUGACACCCAUGCUUGGUGAUAAAAAGGUUGAACACUUCUUGAAUAUCAAACGCAAGCCCGAGCAUGGAGACACUCCUUCUCCAAAGAAGCCCAAAAAGUGAGCACACUAUAAUUCCAGUGCAGAAUGACGUGACAUUUGGUCGUAACUAUUAAGCCUGUCUUCUAAUAGCACCGUAUUUUUGGGAUCUGUCGGAAGUUCGAUGUCACUAUCUUUUGUGCUGAGUUAUAAGUGUUAAUUUCACCCCUUCAAAUUGGCAUAUUAAACCGAUACCUUACUUUCUUGAGGAGUUUUGGUACUUGCUAGAUGAUCUAUCGUUUUGUACAUUGGAAUUGUUUGGCAUAUGACUGUUUAGUAUCCCUGCUUUUAUUGAACUUUUAUCA